AGGUACAUAAUAUAUAUCCGAGGAUGGAGAACGUAAUGUUUCGUCAAACGAGUUCACUGAUCACUAUUUAUCUGAGCUCGAUGACCGCUAGACUUAUACGUCUUAUACACUAGAAUCUCUUCUAUAUCUCAACUAUGUCUCAACAUCUCGAGAGCGAAGCUACGUUUGAGGGUCACUUCAUCGGGUUUCUCUAUCGUCAAUGGCUAAUCCACCGAAAACCAAUCCCUAAGGGAACAACCAUCUCGGGUCAAACGGCCAUCGUGACCGGUUCCAACUCUGGUCUCGGAUUUGAAGCUGCGCGACAGCUACUCCAGCUCGGCCUUGCACACCUCGUCAUGGGCGUGAGAUCGCAAGCACGCGGUAACGCGGCUGCAGACAAGCUACGGAAAGAGUUCCCAGACUCAACUAUCUCGGUCUGGCUUGUCGAUAUGGAGUCGUACGAUUCUAUCACGGCAUUUGCGAAGAAGUGCGAGACACUUCCGCGCAUCGACAUCGCCAUAUUAAACGCUGGCUUACGAUGCGAUAAUUUCACAGUUGUCGAGGCUACGGGCCACGAGAAGACCUUCCAGGUAAACUACCUUUCAACCAUCCUGCUUGCCAUCCUACUGCUGCCGGUCCUUAAGUCAAAGAAACUGUCGUCGAGCAGUUUGUUCCCUCCCCGGCUUUCAAUCGUCACGUCAGAUACUUCAUACUGGGCGGAUCCGCUCGAGGCGGGACCGGUGCUGCCCCAGUUCGACAUUCCCGAGGAGUUCAAGUCGAUGCGGUCUUACCCGAGGAGUAAGUUAUUGCAACUAUAUUUCAUCUCUAAGCUAGGGGAGCACAUCAAAGCCGACGACGUCAUCGUCAACGCAUCCAAUCCGGGUUUUUGUAGAGGCACGCAGUUCGGGGACGGAGCCGUAAAAUCCUUUAUAUCUGCACUGACAUUCUGGAUCUUCCAAAACCUAAACGGAAGAACGGUAGAGAAUGGCGCCAGCGCCGUAGUUGACGGUGUCGUCACGAAGGGUAAAGAGAGUCAUGGAAGCUACGUCAGUGAUUGGGGUAUCCGACCGUAUCCCAAGGUCGUAUACACAAAAGAAGGACAGGAAAUAAGAGAGAGGGUAUGGGAAGAGACGUUGGAAGAACUGAAUUUUGCCGGUGCUUCUCGGAUCAUCGAAGAGAUGAAGCGCUGAAUUAAGAAGGGACCGGAGUAUUAUUCUGCAUAGCGAGCGUAUCUCGUCUUAUAAAACGAUGUUUACCAAUGAUAUCUUAGGUACAUGUUGAUACCAUUUGGACGAAACUGGGAUCGAGUUGUAUGAAGGAUAGUGACACUAUGAAGCAUGAAGCAUGAAGCAUGCCUGUAAGCUCCUUUUCCUCAAAUUAU
Messenger RNA from Daldinia loculata, 1360 nucleotides. Its product is annotated as NAD(P)-binding protein. The coding region runs from base 135 to 1169 and encodes 344 amino acids. Lineage: Eukaryota; Fungi; Ascomycota; Sordariomycetes; Xylariales; Hypoxylaceae. The transcript is spliced from 2 exons. The record is from RefSeq and is a predicted model, not a curated record.